Messenger RNA from Staurois parvus, 344 nucleotides. The record is from the annotation of a GenBank genome assembly. NCBI's taxonomy places the organism in Eukaryota, Metazoa, Chordata, Amphibia, Anura, Ranidae.
AUGUUCUCCCACUCUAACAGAGCGGAUCAACGGAAAGAGCCGAAGACGUCGGCUCUGUCAUGUGAUCAGCUGUGUCCAAUCACAGCAGAUCGCAUGUACACUGAUCAUCAGGGCACUGAUAAUCAAUGUGCCCUGAUGAUCAGUGUAGCCCCAGUAGUGCCAUCUGUCAGUGCCCAUCAAUGCCGCCUGUCAUUGCCCAUCAAUGCCACCUGCCAGUGCCCAUCAGUGCCACAUCAAUGCCACAUAUUAGUGCCUACCAGUGCACAUCAAUGCCACAUAUCAGUGCCCAUCUGAGCUGCUUUUCAGUGCCAUCUAUCAGUGCCACCUAUCAAUGCAAGUCAGUG